UCAGUUUCUUUCUCCACAUCACAAAAAUUAAGGAAAAGAAAAACAAAAAGAUGGAGUUUUUUAAGAAAAGCUCUUCUCUUUGGGAUACUUUUGCAAUUUCCUUAGUUAGUUUCAUUGUAGUUUUUCCGAAUAUUAAUGGAGUGUUUGGUUCCCACAAAGUUUAUAUAGACUUACAAUCUUCAAGUGCUGUUAAUGUCAAAAAUGUCCACAGAACUGGUUUCCAUUUUCAACCACCAAAGCAUUGGAUCAAUGACCCUAAUGCUCCAAUGUAUUACAAUGGAAUCUAUCAUCUAUUCUAUCAAUACAAUCCAAAAGGAUCAGUUUGGGGUAAUAUUGUUUGGGCUCAUUCAGUUUCAAAAGAUUUGAUUAAUUGGAUUCAUUUAGAGCCUGCAAUUUAUCCAUCUAAAAAAUUUGACAAAUAUGGAACAUGGUCUGGAUCAGCAACCAUUCUCCCUAGUAACAAGCCCAUUAUUUUAUAUACUGGACUAGUAGAUUCCAAUAAAACCCAAGUCCAAAAUUACGCCGUCCCCGCCAACUUAUCCGAUCCAUAUCUCCGUGAAUGGAUCAAGCCCGAUAACAACCCGUUAAUCGUCCCCGAUAUCAGUAUCAACAAGACCCAAUUUCGCGACCCGACAACAGCUUGGAUGGGCCAAGAUGGUCAUUGGAGAAUUUUGGUAGGGAGUUUGAGAAAACAAAGGGGAUUAGCAAUAUUGUAUAAGAGUAGAGACUUUAUAAGAUGGGUUAAGGCUAAACACCCACUCCAUUCAUCUGCUAAUACUGGAAAUUGGGAAUGUCCUGAUUUUUAUCCUGUAUCAUUGCAAAGUACUAAAGGUUUAGAUGCAUCAUACUAUGGUGAGAAUACUAAAUAUGUCCUUAAAAAUAGUCUUGAUGUUACUAGGUUUGAGUACUACACUAUUGGUACGUACGACAGUAAAAAAGAUAGGUACAUUCCAGAUAACACUUUUAUCGAUGGUUGGAAGGGAUUGAGACUCGACUAUGGCAAUUUUUAUGCAUCUAAAUCGUUCUAUGACCCUGUCAAGAAUCGAAGAAUCGUAUGGGGUUGGACUAAUGAAUCGGAUAUUUUACCCGACGAUGAUAUUAAGAAAGGAUGGGCUGGAAUUCAAGCUAUUCCGCGCAAAGUAUGGCUCGACCCUAGUGGUAAACAGUUGGUUCAAUGGCCCGUUGAAGAAUUAGAAACCUUAAGAAAACAAAUGGUCCAAUUGAGCAACAAGAAGUUGAACAAAGGGGAGAUGGUUGAAGUCAAAGGAAUCACACCUGCACAGGCUGAUGUUGAAGUAACAUUCUCUUUUUCAAGCUUGGACAAGGCAGAGCAAUUUAAUCCUAAAUGGGCCGACCUUUAUGCCCAAGAUGUUUGUGCUAUUAAGGGUUCGACUAUUCAAGGUGGGCUUGGGCCAUUUGGGCUUGUCACAUUAGCUUCUAAAAACUUGGAAGAAUACACACCUGUUUUCUUCAGAGUUUUCAAGGCCCAAAGAAAUUAUAAAGUUCUCAUGUGCUCAGAUGCUAGAAGGUCUACCCUUAAGCAUAGUGAAGCAAUGUACAAACCGUCAUUUGCUGGAUAUGUGGAUGUUGAUUUAGUAGGCAAGAAGCUAUCUCUUAGGAGCUUGAUUGAUAACUCAGUAGUGGAAAGUUUUGGUGCUGGUGGGAAAACAUGCAUAACAUCAAGGGUUUAUCCAACAUUAGCAAUUCAUGAUAAUACACAUUUAUUUGCUUUCAAUAAUGGCACAGAGAAAAUCAAGAUUGAAACUCUGAAUGCUUGGAGUAUGGGUACAUCUAAUAUAACCUAAUAGAUCAGUUGUAAGAAUGCUUCACGUCCUCUUAGGUGCGGCCAUUUCUCGGACCCAGCAUGAACGCAGGAUAUUUUAUGCAUUGGGUUAUCCUAGUUGCAAGCAUGUUUCACAUUCCCUACCAUAUGUAUGUACCUCGAUGGUACGUUAAAUAAUUGACUCCGUUAUUACUGCUGGUAUAAGAGGUAAUAUACCACGUUAUUAUAUUUAUGUUACGACAGUAACAAAUAUGUCUUAGUCUCAAGUAAGUUUGGAAUAUAUAAAUCCUUACUUCUCCAUUUAAAAGUUA
Nicotiana tabacum (common tobacco) is the source of this 2094-nucleotide messenger RNA. NCBI's taxonomy places the organism in Eukaryota, Viridiplantae, Streptophyta, Magnoliopsida, Solanales, Solanaceae. The record is from RefSeq and is a predicted model, not a curated record.